AUGUCUUCUGGGUUCUCUGAAGCUGACUUAAGCGCGCUCUUGCAGCAAUUUGUCACCUACCCUGAACAGGUGUGGUAUGCUAUCGCUGCGUUCCUCUUCAUAGUCGGCUGCUUCCAGUGGGGGUCAUUCCCUAUCACCAAUGGUUUUCAUCAGAAAUUUUCUCUUCGUCGGAUUCCGCUUGCGGUCAUAAAUUUCUAUCGCGUUGUUGCCUUCCGGUGGACCCUAGAAAUAGGGCAAUCUUAUACCCUCAACAUGGCAGAGGUUUUUGUGACUGUAGCAUACAUCACCCUUUUGUUGACCUAUGCCUUCAUUAACACAACCACAGUCGAGGGUCAGAAACUCGAUGUCAUCUUCUGGAGCAACCGCAUAGCAAUGCUGGCGUCCAGUCAGUUUCCAAUUGUCACGGCUCUUGGCACAAAGAACAAUCUCGUGUCAUUGGUCACAGGCAUCAGCUACGAUAAGCUCAAUUAUAUUCAUCGGAUGAUGGCUAGGACAUGCUUCAUGCUACUUUGUGUACAUGCGGUGGGUGAAGUGGUAUCAUCUCCCUACUUCCAUUUGAGCGAGGCAUCGCUUCACGCCGGUAUUAUUGCCAUGGCUGCUUUCUUUAUUCUGAUCAUACUAUCACUGCGUCCUGUUCGCACUGGAGCCUACGAGCUCUUCUUCUACAUUCACUUCCUUGGCGUCCUUAUAUUUCUGGUGGGAGGAUAUUUCCACACCAAAGGUGCUUACGGGUCGUACUGGAUAUGGCCAUCGUUUGUGUUCUGGGCUUUGGAUCGUUUCAUCCGGGUGGUCCGACUUGUUGCAUUCAAUCACUCUUAUUUUGGCUUCAAGUCAGGAGCUGGAACAAUGGAUGCAGCGACAGAAUUGCUUUCCGAAGAUGUCGUUCGAUUGCGCCUACGUCGACCCCCGCAUUUCCACUGGUCCCCAGGACAAACGGCAUAUCUAACCAUGCCCUCAGUUUCGACAUUGCCAUUCGAAGCGCACCCUUUUACUAUUGCGAGUUUUGAUUCUAGUUCUCUGUCAACUGAAGAACCAGAGGAUCAAUCGGGAAGGGGUGAAAAUUACGGAACCCAGGUUCUGGGCUCAAGCGCUCCGUUCUGGAAGGAGCUAGUAUUUUUGGUCAACGUGCACGGAGGGUUCACGAAAAAGUUAAAGGAGGUAGCUGCUACGAAGGGCAAAGCUAAGGUUUUUGUGGAUGGUCCUUAUGGCCCGUCUCCUGACCUCAGUUCUUACGACACGUGUGUAUUUGUGGCGGGAGGGUCUGGUAUAUCGUAUACCCUCCCGGUCUUCCUGAGUGUUAUUGAGCACGUAGAGUCCGUGCGCAAGGGCAAAAGCUCCUGCAAACGGGUGGUGUUCAUUUGGUGCAUACGCAAGGCUGAGUAUGUUCAAUGGAUUGAAGAAGCACUCAUCAAGGCUGUUCAGCUUGCUCCGCCUUCUUUGACGGCAUCCAUCCGUAUCUUUAAUACUGGCUCUCCAUCGACGUCGCAGUCCAUAGAAGAGGACUCCAGCCUUUCAAAUCCAACAGAGAAGAACCGCACUCACGAACAAGUUGUGACAAGGAAGGAUUCUUUAACAUCGUCAAUGCUAGUGUCGUUACGCGGGGUCAGGAUGGAAAGUGGACGGGCAGACCUGGAUGCACUGCUCAAGGAAGAGGUCAGCAUGACCUCGGGACGUAUGUCGGUGAGCGUUUGCGGAUCGCAGGGUAUAGCACGUGCAAUCCGUCAUACACUUCGCUUCCCUGUCUCCGGUCCUUCCAGUAUUCUCAGUGGAGGACCGAGCGUAACCCUAUAUGUCGAAUCAUUCGGAUACGCCUGAUAGUCCCCUUCUAAUCCAUUUUGUUGACUUUUAUGGACGACCUAUUCUGUUUUCUUUGUCACCGGAGCUGAGUCUUGCAGUUUGUUACUGUAGCUGUUUGACAAGGACUCUCAUUACUGUAUCGUCUGCUAACAUUUGAUCAGGAAGCUGCGAAAAUAAGUUGAAUAGGCUCGCGCCUGAUAUAAAAUAAUCAACAC
Molecule: messenger RNA, 2012 nt
Organism: Suillus subalutaceus
Lineage: Eukaryota; Fungi; Basidiomycota; Agaricomycetes; Boletales; Suillaceae
Product: ferric reductase NAD binding domain-containing protein
Exons: 12
Coding region: 1-1815 (604 amino acids)
Biological process (GO): iron ion transport; intracellular iron ion homeostasis; copper ion import
Cellular component (GO): plasma membrane
Molecular function (GO): ferric-chelate reductase activity
Source: RefSeq, a predicted model, not a curated record